AUGUCAGCUUUUCAGACCGACUCCCUCAACCCCUCAGCUCUCCCCUCCUCCACCCUGGGCCGACGCCGACCCCCUGCUGCCUCUACCUCAGCCUUCGACCCAGAUCCGUCCGGGACAGCUGGGCCGUCUUCCGGUUCAGACGCGGCGGCACGAGCGCGUUUUCAUGAAGAGUGGAAUGUCAGGAUAGACAAAGAAGUGAAGGCGCUCGCAGGGGGUAUGAGAGAGAUAGUGGACCUGGCAGAUAUAGGCUCGAAUCCCUCCGCCCACUCCUCAGCUCCCACAUCACUACAUCUUCGAAUACGUACAGCCCAGCUCAUCCGCUCGGCCCAAUCACUGCGCGACAUGUCGCACGAACUGCGGCUGAUGUUGCUCUUGUCGGACGAGGUGGAUAUGGCGAGGCGAAGAGACAACGAGGUGGAGCUAGUGAAGGAGGAGCUGGGGAUGAGGCGAGGGAGGGUGGAGAAAGAGAUGAGGGAACUCAUGGGAGGGCGGGCCGGAGUGAAUGUAGACGUUGGGCGGGAAGGAAGGCGAGAGGGGGGAGUGGGGGAGAGGGUCAUAUCAGCGAAUGCUCCAGAUCCCGACCUGGCGGGGGAGGAGGCAGGCGAGGACACAGCGGAUGGUGGAGGUACUGUCACAGGAGAGACGAAGGUGGAUGGGCCAAUAGAGGAUGACGAAGAUGAUGACGAUUUCGAGGAAGUAUAG
Molecule: messenger RNA, 702 nt
Organism: Dioszegia hungarica
Lineage: Eukaryota; Fungi; Basidiomycota; Tremellomycetes; Tremellales; Bulleribasidiaceae
Exons: 2
Coding region: 1-702 (233 amino acids)
Biological process (GO): regulation of transcription by RNA polymerase II
Cellular component (GO): mediator complex
Molecular function (GO): transcription coregulator activity
Source: RefSeq, a predicted model, not a curated record